Messenger RNA from Chilo suppressalis (striped riceborer), 9446 nucleotides. Lineage: Eukaryota; Metazoa; Arthropoda; Insecta; Lepidoptera; Crambidae. The record is from the annotation of a GenBank genome assembly.
GAUGAAAACUUUACAUUACCAGAUUUUUUUUACUUUUUUCGUACUAUUUUCGAAUAACCUGGAUUAAUUGAUACUUUUACUCGUUUAUUUUUAUAAAUAUUGAUAACCACGGAACAGAAAUAACGACUUAUUCACAGUUAUCAAAGAUAUGAAAAUGUAAACGUUAUCGCUGAAUUUUCUAGUUAACCUUCUAACGAUAAGAUAAUUAAAGUUAGUUUACAAAUUUAACUUAGUUAUUUCGCUAAAUGUUUUACUUUCAUUAUAAAAAUCGUAAAGCGCAUGUGAAGUGACACGCGAGCAUUCUUUGACCUUUGAGAGAUACCAAAGCGAGCAACGAACGAAUUUUCUAAUUUCGUUGGACGCGACGCGAGUAAAACGUAAAACGGAACGUUAAACAAACAAACGUAAACAAAAGAAGCAAGGCUGACGUUAGUUUGAAAAUUAACAAAAACAAACGAAUAAAAAUGUAAUGUUUCAACAUCUGCCGUAAUACGAUAUGCGUAUUAGUAAUAAUGUGUUAAGAUAAUUUUCUUUGAAAUGUAUCAUUAACUAAGUGAAAGUUAUCAGCCCAACCCACAGGAAAUGAUCUGUUACAAUACAAAAAGGAAUAUUUUGAUCAGUGUAUUUAUUAUUGAACCAUGGGUACUACGUAUAGAGAAUUGUUCAAAUUAUACGAUCUAAUACAAUGUGGCGAUACAAGGUAUGUAAAGAAUUAUUUGGAAAAUUGCCAGGUUAAUGUCAAUGAAAUUUUGCCAUGCAAAGGUAUUGGUGUGUUGCAUUUAGCAGUAGGAAUAGAGCCCUUGGAGAAAUCCGAAGUAUGCACUGAGCUUAUCUUGAAGAAUGGGGGAGAUCCAAAUUUAUGCAAUGAUGAUGGUGUAACCCCAGUUCACAUAGCAGCCAUAUGGGGUCGCGUGGACAACCUGAAGCUUCUGAUAGGCUGUGGUGGUGACCCAUCCAGGCAUGACCUAGAUGGACACUCAGCGUUUGACUAUGCUGCUAGGGAGCAGCAAUGGGAUGUGUACGACUACCUCCACAAUGUUGUAGAUCAACUCGAUGACUCAUUUGGAUCUCAAUGUGCAUAUACAUUAGAUUUAGACAAAGUGUUAGUGACUACAGACCAUAUGGUUGCUCAAUACGAACCAAUAGAGAGAAAUAAUUUGUGCGACAUAACCGUACCCAGAAAAUCGGAGAUGGUACGCGAAUGGUGCGAAAAAAGCAGUAAUGUUAUUAACAAACUUUACCCUACAAUAUUAGGUGAAACAUACUUAAUAGAAAACGAAUCAGUACCUUGGAAAAGCAGUGAUUUUACCAAACACUCAAGUUGUGAUCUCAGUAAGGAUAAUAAUAAUUCAGACAAAACUGAAUUGAAUGAAACAAAUAAUAGCUUUAAGACAUGUUUGACGAAAAAUGUACCUGGUGACAUAGAAAUUAGUGGUAUUAAGCGUCUUGAAUCGACUACACAUCAAGCAGAUUGCUCCUGUGGUCACAAUUCUAUUUCAGAUGGGAAGAAAAGCAGAAUGAGCGUCUAUGAGAACUUUUCUCUGCCAGGCUCCCCCAACAGUAUUACACAUCAAAACUACAAUACGAAAAGUAGUUUGAAAAAGUGUCAGAAAUGUUCUGUAUCUUCCCUGUGCUCAGAUAUGAAGCAUAUGUUAACAUUCGAUAAUACCUUAUCUUUGAUAACAGAUGAUUCGUCGAAUGUAGACUUAGACAAAGCCCUAAUUGUUAUCCAAAAUAAAACAAAUGAGUUUCUGUAUAGCAAUAUUUCUUCUGUUACUGAUAUCAAUGCAAUUAAUACGAGGAGAUCUUCGGCCAGUAGUGGUGUGAGUAGCAACUACUCAGGUGGAAGUAUCAUGCUAGCUAGCAUGCAUGAAGAAUAUAAAUACGAGGAUAAGGAGGAAAAUGUGGUUCUCAUAGAGAAAAGAUUAAUGACGUCACCUGUAGUUCUACCAAUAGAGGAGGGGGCAGAUCUAUCAAGCCCUGACCAAACUAUAGUUUCUGUGGCAUCUUCGUUACCGACUUCAAUGCAAUAUGACGACAACACUUUAAGGAGUGAACUAAUUAAAUUAGGUUUCCGACCUGGACCGAUCCAACAGACUACUAGAACGCUGUAUUUGAAGAAACUGCAAGCAUUGAAGAGAAAUCCCAUUGUUAUCAGCAGUCAAGGCAAAAGAAAAAAAACUGGCCAAACUUUACUGUCUGUGGCAUCUUCAUUGCCGACUUCAGUGCAAUAUGACGACAACACUCUUAGGAGUGAACUAAUUAAAUUAGGUUACCAACCUGGACCGAUCCAACACACUACUAGAAAGCUGUAUAUGAAGAAACUGCAAGCGUUAAAGAGAAAUCUUAAUGUGAUCAGCAGUCAAGGCAAAACAUACAGUUUAGAAUUGGAGAAAUCCUUGCGCUCAGACGAAUGGACUAAAAACUUGACGCCUUAUGUGGAACUAGAGAACAAAAUUAGGGCUGAUUUUGCUAAUCCGAAUAAGAAAUGGCGCGAAGGAUCGAAUAAGACGUCCUUUACGUAUUUACUGUUGGACCCGCGAGUUACGGAAAACCUUCCUUCGAAAGCCGCUACACAAUCGCCCAAUCUCUCAUGGGUCACGUUUGUGAAUUCAAUAUUCUAUGUUGGAAAAGGUAAGCGAUCGAGACCUUAUUCCCACCUAUACCAAGCGUUGACUCUGUGGAAGCGCGACUUCACCACAUCCAAAGACAAGAAAGUGCAACACAUCCUAGACAUAUGGUCCAACAAGGUUGGUGUGAUCUGUUUACAUAUAUUUCAAAACGUGAUUCCAGCAGAGGCCUACACUUACGAAGCCGCCAUGAUUGACGUUUUAGGUGUUGCCAAUCUGAAAAAUUUAAAAGUUGGCAAUUAUUAUGGUGUUGCCGAGUCGCUGCCUUUAAAAGAAAGGCGGAUGUUAGGUCUCUAUCUUCUUUAUAAAGCUAUGCAAAUAUUCAUCAGCGAAGGGGAAAGGCAAUUGCGUCCUGAUGAUAUAGAUUGACAUUUGACUGACUGCAUUAAAAUAUAUAUUGUAAAUUGGUUGUGAAUAUGUAAAAAGAAAUGAAAUUUCAAUGUAUUAUUUUUGAUAGGUAUUGUAUUUGUUAGACUUCUGAUUUUUUUUUUGAUAAGAUCUCUUAACUUGCCAAUAAACGUGAAAUUAUUUUAAUAAGGACUCGUUAAUCGAUUUUUAAAAUAAUGUAUUUUUCAUGUAUUUACAUUAUUUGUAUAACACUAAUAUCUUUUGUGAAAUAUUCAUUUUGUAAAGUUUCUAUCAAAACUUUGAAAUAUAUAUAUUGAUUCUAGACACUGUGAUUUUAACGUAUAUUGAAUUAAUGUUCAAAAAAGGAGCGGGAGAAAUAAGCGACAUUUGAACUCAGCAUAAUAAAUACAACUGAAUGUUUAAUUAACUAUUGUUUUGAAUGAUUCAAAUAAAUUUAAAUAUGACUCACUAUUUUAAUAUCACCCAAAGAAAACAAGACAGUAAUAUUAACAAAAUUCAUGUUACCAUUGAUAUGGAAAUCCGAUAGUAAAUUUAAUACCUAUCAAAUUACCGCUAAGAUAAUAAUUAUGCCGCUACCUAGCGUAAGAAAUAAUUUAUCUUUGCCUUACGAUCUACCGGAAUACCAAAGUAACCACGAAUAUUUCCUUCGUAAUAUUUUUAUUAAUAUAUUACGAUAUUUAGGCCCACUUACACCAAAGUUCUAAAUUCAUAUUUUAAAGCUAAUCAUAAUUUUAGCUUCAUUCUAACUCUAUAAUGACUUUUAACAAUAAUUAACAUAAAUGGAAAGAUUUGUUAAACAGCAUUAAGUCUUAAUUUGAUUUCAGAAUGUUCAUGCAAGUGGCCCUUUUAUUUAGUUAUAAAAGCAAUUGUAAGAUUCAAUUCUGUAGCAUGCCACUAAAAUUAAAUUGCAUUUUUUUUCAUAGAUUACGUCAGAGUUCACUAGAUGAUGUAGAAAUAAACUUAUAAUCUGCUUGCGUAAUGUUAAAAAUAAUUCACUGUAUAAAAUGUUGAACGUUUGUUAUAUUUAUUCAGAGUAAAAAAAUAACCAUGGACCAAUUAUACUUGAAAUAUAAAUACACUGUAACUUUAUUAUUGAUAUAGUGCAGCUUUUAUUUCAAAUAUUAGUCUUUUGGAUACUUCUUACGUAUGACAGAGAAAGAAAACUGUAGUGGUAAAUUCAUUCCAAAGAUUUAAAAUAAAUAUACAGAGUAAAGUUAUGAUAUAGGGGUUAGAACUUUUUUGUAUGGAAGCUGGCCUAUUGACUCGCCGGCCGCCAUUUUGAUUAGUUUUUGAAAUGGCGAAAUGAAAGUGGUAUGUAUGGGUAAGCACGAAAAAGCAAGCAGACUGGAAGACAUUUUGGGGGGUUUUUAUGGCAGGACACGGUUUGUGCAUUGUUUCAUGUUACUUUUCAUAAAAUUUUCAUCAUCCGAGAUUUCGAAAAACAAUCUAAAUGUCGGUGGGUCGAUAGGCCAAAUCUAUUCCCUUUGUAUCGCGUUUUCGUAGGUAAAUAUAAACAGGUUUUUUAUUCCAAUGAAAAAGAAAAGGAAUUGAAAUUGAGAGAAAAUUUAAACUUUUACUCUUCCGAGUGUUACUAAGCAUAAUAUUAAAGAAAUUUUAAUUAAAGGAAAUUAUUUAAUUUUUGUGUAAUGUUACAGAAUGUUAGUUUAACCAUCACAUUUGUACAAAAUGCACGAACCCUACCGUCUAAAUAUCAAAGUUAAUUAGCAGUAUUUUUUUCAUUAAGUAGGUAUUUUACAAUUGUGUAAUUUAUUUUAUCGAGUUAAUUAAGUAAGCUUUAAUUUUUAUACACUUUGUAAUUUAUAGCAUCUAAAUAUAAGUUACCAUUACGUCUUUGAUAUUCAGCGUUAAGUUUCAAACCAAUUCUAAAAAGAGCUAAACUUUUUUAAAUUUGUAUUAAGUAAUAGUAAAUUGCCACUUCAAUAGUUGUGACGUCAAAGAAUAAAUUGAUUAUUAUACUUUAACCGCCUUACUUAGAGUUCUAAUUAAUUAAAUGCCAUUAAGGCUCAAUUUAUACCGCCGCGGAACGAAAUGGAAGCGAUUUUAGAAAUGAAAUUGUGCAUCUUAUUCAAUUGACAUAAAGAACAUAAAUUCAUUAUGCCAUGUCAAUUUCGUUGCAAAAAUUAGCUUCCAUUCCAUACCUCGGCGAUAUAAAUUGAGCCUCAAAAUCGUUACAUUUUCAGUAAUAACGAUAUAAAGGUUAAUAGGAGUACGGCUGUAAUAUAUUUUACCUACUCUCUUCAGUAUUUUUAAUUGCCCAGAAAAAAAUAGUCUGUGCACGAGCACUUUUAUUGAAUUGGUUUGAAAUAGAAUAAAUGAAUAUCCCUUUACCUCCUAGUCAAACCUCACAACUUUCAUAAUAGCAUAAUCUUGCACAUGACAUUACCCUAUAAGUAAACAAUGUAACAUGGGCUUUGAAAUAAAACACAUUGAUAAGAAAUAAUUUAUCUUUAUUAUUCCUUUUUUUUCCAACUGUCUCGAGUUCUUUUCUAAGAAAAUCAAACUUGGAUUUAGUUACAUCAAAAAAUACACAAAUGUUCAUAUUAUAUGAAUACAUUAUAAAUACAAUGACGUGUAUCAACCAAGUCUGCACUGGUGUCCGAUACAAAUUAUCGAAAGCGUAAUAUCGCGUGUUCGCAGCCUUAACUCACUCUAGUCAGUACAUAAAACACUGUAAACCGUCAAAAUUUAAACGAAAUUAUUGUCAAUUACCAGCGAGAGCAUAAAUAACGAUUUAAAACUAAUAUAUUAUGGUUCUCGUUUAGGUUCAUCAAUUAGAAAUUAUACUAGUAGGUAUAUUUAUUUGGCUCAGUUGCCUAUAAUCUGUCACUCUUCAAGGGAGUUACGUACGUAGGAGUAUGUUCAAAGACUGAGCUACUGUUUUAGCGAUGGCAUCAAACAACUUGCCUCUGACGCUUUGUCACAGAAAAGAAGAGUAUUUGCAGUGUUUCAGUUUCGGUUUUUAAAAAAUAUGUACUGACUAGAUUGUUUAUGAUAAAAUGAAACGAUCAGUCUAUGCAUUCACAGAUGCACCGAGCACUGCGUUUGAGAUCAUGAUAUCCAUCUUGCUCAUGCUCUCUUAUUACAUUCAUACUAGGUUCAAAUUUGUAUGUUGGCAUUUACAUUACAGUAGUUAUCAAUUGUUUAUAGAUUUCUGCAGUAAUCAGUGAACAAACAUAGGUAAUAACAACUUCAGUUUGAGUAAUAAUAUAAGUAGUUACAAUUGUAAUUUCUUCUACAUGACGACGACGCAUAUGAUCUUUCACUGAUCAAUACACUAACAAUGGUUAUAUUCAAAAUUGUGUUUCAGAACAUUGCCAAUAAAAAAUAGAAAACAAAAUCUCACAUAGUCACUGGCUUUUGUAAAAUAAAUGUCGAUGGGGGUUAGUUAGGCCCUGCGCAAAUACAUUAUAAAUAUUGAUUUGUGUAUAAUUUUAAGAGUAAGAAACAGGUACGUGCGUACAAUGACUAAAAUUUAAUGAAAAUAAUAUUGUUUCAUUAUUACAAUAGUUUUUUUAAUCUCCUCUAAUAUGAGUCUUAAUGUUCAUCUAAUAGAAUGCAAUCCACCAACACCUUUCCGCUUAAUGCAAUAAAAAACUAUUGCAUUUUAUUUUAAAUACACUUCACAAUGUAAUUGUUUUUUUAGUUUAAAAUAAAGGUUUGAAUAUGUGUGUGUGAUUGCUUAAUCACAAAACCUCAAAUCAAUUGGAAGACUGUUUUAUAUAUAUGUGUAUCGAAAAAAUACCAUACCGCAUGUUACAAUCUUGACAUUUAGGCGGUAUGAAUAGAGUACCUUAUUCAGACGACAUGUUGAUUCAAAAAGAUACAUACAACGAGGACCCAACAUAAGUCAUGAUUUUUGAAUAUUUUUUUAAUAUGCAGUAUUAGCUAGCUGUAGUUUCCUCUCCUCGGUGUUUAUAUGAUUUUCAUCAACAUGACCCCAGGUACAUGGAGAUUAAAUGCAAAACAAUGGUUCUCAAUCUUGAGCUAGCAUACAGACAAUUUUCCAAAAGUACGAAUGAAUGCAAUACAGAAAUGGUUAUGUGUGGUUUAACAAAAACCUACAAUUUUUGACGCACCGCAUCAAGGCCGAUGUGGAAUCGUAAUAUAAGAAGUAGUGAAUGUCUAAUCCCUUGUAUGUAAGAAUAUCGGACUAAGAGAAUAAUAUUUAUGUAUUUAUCUUUAAAAGCCAGACAUACAAUACACAUACAGCAAUGCCCAAACACUCCACGACUCUAUAGGAUGCUCUCUACGUUUUACAAUAUAAAUCAUUCAUCACUAUAAUCGAGAUAGAGUAUGAUUUGUGCACGCUACGACUCAUGUAAUGAUCACAUUGACGCCUUUAAACUUACACUAUAGGUAAUUACUUAAGAUUAAUUAUUAGUCUAAACGCUUUUAAAAUCUAGGUACGCUCGCUUUCUUUGUGGAAUGCAGUAUUCAUAAAUAGAAGAUCUCAAAUAUGCUGUAUUCGCAUGACAUUAAUUUUGUAGGGGCUUCCAACAUCAGUACAAUGCCCGGAUUGGAUUGUGAUUCGGAGAAUUCGAUGUUUAUAUUUUUUACAAUUAAACCCUCUCGCGUCGGAGCUGACGACGUAACGUAAUUUACAUGUAACACUAAUAUUUACAGAGCUAGUUUGUGCUUCCACUAGACAUAUAAAACAAAUCGGACACAUAGCGGAGGCGUUUUUUAAUGUCCAUAAGCCUCCGCGGGGUACACAACAGCCACUCGGGGGAGUCAUAACACGACACUCGUCACGAUAUAAGUUCACUAAUAGUCACUAGAACAUUCAAAGCGCACAUCACAUACACAUUUCGUGGUACACGCGAGAUCACAGUUUUGUUUUGUUUUUAGUUUUUUUUUUAAUUAAGUUAUGGCUACUGGCAUGGAGAUCGGGUCCGUGGGAUAUCGCACUACACUAGGUUCGAAGUGAGGUCAGAAUGCGCGGGAUAUUCGCGCGGGUUCCUUAGGCGGCGCCCCUCACUUGGGCGGCGUUGGAAACGAGUUCACGACAGCCUGCGUACUGGCCAAUACGGCGGCGGCUGCAACAUACAAACACAAUCGUUAACAAUCGGCUCCCUGAAAUGACGGGAGCUCUUUGGAAGCACCCAAGUUUGUCCCCCUUGUCCCUGUAGCAUGAGCACCACAAUUUACAUUAAGUCAAGUUUUUUAUCUCGUUUAACCGUCAAACUAUAUAGUAAUUUGACAAUUAAGCGUGAUAAAAACGCGUUAUAUACCACAUUGCGGUACUCAUGCUAGGGGAGCUGGAUUGGAGUGAAAAGUCUCAUCAACAAUCGUCCAAGCACAUGAGUAGGAAAGCUUAGUGGAUUCAUAGUUUUCAUAGUCCAUGAACCACUUUAUUAAACUUAAUUAUGGUGUCGAAUUAUUGGAAUUAAUUAUUCCAGCCAUAAACUUCACAUUUCAUAACAUGUGGACGCCCGUUAGUGGUGCAAAUUUUACUGCGGGUACCUUCAGCCGUCGUACAUGUUGGUUGGUUAUACACACCGUAUAGUAUUGUUCAAUAUAUUUAUCAACCGUUAAAGUAAUCAAAAAAUAUUUCUGUCUCGAUGGAGCUGCCAUGUCAAAGAACAAAGGCCCAAAACAAAAAAGAUUAUAAAAAAAAACGAAAAAUAUUUUUAACCAUAUCGAAUUAAAAUAUUCAUUCAAUUUGUGUUGAUUUUAACGCAAGAGUAAUAUUAAUACGUAUAGAUAAAUGCAACCAACUGAUAAAAUUAUCGUCAUUAAUAAUUUCAAUCAGAAUCCUAAUAGUUAAUUAAAUCAACAUUCAAAAAAAUAUUCAGAUUUUGUAUUUGAAUAUUAACUGAUAUUUUCAAUCAUUAAAUUAUCUGAUAUUAUCUUCAGCUAUUACCUUAUAACUAAUACUAGCUGUCCCAGCGAACUUCGUACCGCCAUAAAAAAAUUGGGGUUGGUGGUAGAAGGAUUAUUAUGUAUUUUUUGUAUGAUGUAUCAUAAAAAAUAUAAAUAUAAAAUUCUGUCCAAAACAAAAACAAAAAAAGGGUGGACCACCCAUAACAUUUAGGGGGAUGAAAAAUAGACGUUGUCCGAUUCUCAGACAAACUGAAUAUGCAUAUAAAAUUUCACGAAAAUCGGUCGAGCCGUUUCAGAGUAAUUCAAUUACGCACACCGUGACAGGAGAAUUUUAUAAUAGAUUAUUUUUUAACCAUUAACGCUACCUCUAGUAUGUAUGGUCGUGUACAUGUGUUCGAGUGUGUAUCUGUAUAGUCACCUGGGUAGGGCGGCGGGUAGAGCGGGUACCCGAGCCCCACGUGCGUGUGGUGAUGGGUGUGCACGUGUCGCUGGGGCGGGGGGCUGCGCGCGGGGUCCUUGGGUCCGUCGGCGCGGGGUCCCGGGGGUUUUCCCGCUGGGGACUUGGCAUGCUCCUGUAAUUCGUGGAUCUUGUGGGGCGCGUGA